GGAACUGAACUCAAAUCAAAUUUCCUGGACUAUGGAGGAUGCUGCCGGGGCAUUCCGUGGUCUCACCAGCCUGACCAAGCUAGGCCUCAAGGCUAAUGCUGUCCGCUCCAUCGCUGUGCAUGCAUUUGCUGGUCUGCUGAAGUUGCGCCAGUUGUACCUGGAAGACAAUGACAUCACAUCAAUACAGGAGAAUGCAUUUGAGACUCUACGGGAUCUCAGAGACUUGCGCUUCAACUCCUCCAAAUUGUUCUGUGACUGUCACCUGGCAUGGCUUCCUCCUUGGCUGAAGCAGAGUGGCUUCCAGCACUCGGCUCUGGGGACCUGCUUGCACCCACCUGUGCUGCGAGGGGCAGGCAUCUUUCAGAUUGAGGUCUCGGACUUUAAGUGCAACAGCGCAGAAUUCCUAAAGCCUGUCAUACUGGAAAGUCCCAAGUCAGCGAAUGGCUACAAGGGAGAGAAUCUGACUCUGACAUGCAUUGCUGCCAUCACUGGGGACAGCCAGCCUCAUAUACACUGGAAGAAGGACAAUACGCUCCUGAAUGACUCCCUGUCUGUGGUGACGGCCAGCAGUGAUGGAGAUGUCAAACGUUACACUUCCAACCUACACCUGACCGACAUGCAGGACUCCAUGGCUGGCCGCUACCAGUGUGUGGUGGCCAACGACUUUGGCUCUACUUUCUCUCAGAAGGCUUACCUCAAUGUGUAUGUCUACCCAGUGUUCCUGAAAGUGCCAAAGGAUGUCACGGUGAAAGCAGGAAAGCCCGCUGAACUCAAGUGUGCAGCCACAGGCCAGCCAACUCCAGUGAUCUCCUGGCAGAAAGAUGGUGGGGAUAAUUUCCCGGCAGCCCGAGAGAGACGCAUGCAGGUGUAUCCCAAUGACGAUAGGUUCUACAUCAUGAACACUCGUGUGGCGGACGAGGGCGUCUACAGUUGCAUGGCCAGGAAUGAAGCCGGUGUUGUGAUCACUAACGCCACAGUGACCGUCUUAGUGCCACCGUACAUUGAGCAGCCCAUGCAAAGUAAGAAGUCUUCAAAGAAAGGAGAAACAACUGUCUUGCAGUGUAUGGCCUCUGGAAGUCCACAACCUAAGCUGACCUGGCUGAAAGAUGACAAGGAGCUAGUGAUGACCCCUCGUCACUUCUUCACUGCGGACAAUCAGAUUCUGGUGAUAGUGGACACUCAGUGGUCAGAUGCUGGUACUUACGCCUGCAGGAUGUCAAACUCAUUAGGCACAGCCAAAGGCACAACGGAGCUGCUGGUUGUGAACUCAUCUGGCGAGGGUGGCGAUUCUGGUGGCUCCUUUGGGCUGGAUGAUGAGUCUACCACGACCGGCAUCAUCAUCAUUGCUGUGGUAUGCUGUGUUGUUGGCACCUCUCUUGUGUGGGUGAUCAUUAUCUACCAGACCAGGAAAAGGCAUGAGGUCUACAGUGCUACUCCAACAGAUGAAACCACCUUGCCUGGAGAGAUCCCAAGUUCUGGCUACAUGUCUUCUGACAAGGAGGGCAGCUACUCUCAGGGACCCACCAUUGUCAAUGGCUACCACUAUCAGGAUUAUCAGAUGAAGGAAUCUGGUUAUGAGUCAUCGUCUGGUCAAUUUAGAGCCAAUGGUUAUGCACGACCGAUCUGCCCAAGUGAUGUCGACGAAGAUGAUAGUCAGCCACCAACAUUAACUGCAGGGGACCGUCUUCUUAGGCAAAUAAAAGCAGCCAACUCUGGAGCAAACAUGCCUUACCAAGCCAGCGACGAGGACACCAUUGGCAGCCGACACAGCACCAGCAGCGGUCAGCACAGUGGAAGCACUGAGCCUCCGAGCAGCAGCUCCGGCCACUUUCAGCCACAUCAUCAGCUGUACGUUGUCACAUCUGAUGGGGACGAAUACCGGGAGAAUCCAUCACCAUCCUUACAUGUGCCUGCCUUAGAUAAGAGUGAAUUAUCCAGCUGUUGCUCCAGUCAGCGGUUGGUUUCUCCCAGUGGGAGAUCUUUGUUUCAGACUUUUCACCCAACAAAGCCUACAAAUCACGAUAGGCUAAACAACACUUCUAGUGGUGGGGCUCUGGGUCAUCCGGUAGGUUCUAGAAGUGAGGACAGCAGUAGAGGUUGUGAAAACAGGGAUAGACAUGAGCAGGAUGGUGGUUCUUGUGAUAACCGAGAUGUUGAAUCAGCCAAUUCCGCACUGGCAACAGCCCGACCUUCUUGCUCUGUCUGCAUGUAUAAAUAUUCUGUGAUGGCAAAUUCCAGUCCACCAAAUGGACACCCCGAUGCACAUUUUGAAAUCCAUCACGCGAACAGCAGUCAUCCUUCAGUUUGUUUGCGUGAAAUGGCUGAUGGAAGUGGCCAGACAAAACUCCUUCCUGGCAACUGUUCUGAUAGUGUAGGCUGUAAUGGUAAACACUUUUGUUGUGAUCUUAAUCCUCCCCACCCUCCUACCUCAUUGUCACAGUCAUUAUCGUCAUCGUUACCAUCGCCUGUGCAUUCUCAUAGUGACAGCACACAGAGACCUCCGAUCCACCCUCGAGGCUGUGGAAAUGCAGCGAAAAAGACAGUAUACUCACACGGGGAAUCUGCAGACAUGUCUGCACAAUUCUCAGCUAUGAACUUGGACUGCCAAUCAUGUGACUGUUCAGCUGGGGCCAGGCCUUCGUCACCAUCCCGGCAGACCGCGUCAAUGUCUGGGGCGUUGUCGUCUCAGGCGGCUGUCGCCUCCAGUCCCUGCUACUGUGAAGUGGUGGACCAUCGCUGCUGCUCCGGCCAUUGCCAGCACUGCCAUAAUGAGCCAGGGGUGGACGGUGGUGGCACGGGGCUGCAGGCUUGUCCUGCCUGCUUGUGCCAGCAACACAAGAGUUGUCAUCCAGCACAUCCCCUCCAGCAUCCACAUUACCACAACAGACAGGGAGCAGACAGCAAGGCUAUUGCCAGGUCUGUGUCAGCCAGCAGUGUGGGGCAUGACUCUAAAUACUGUGCUCACAGUGACCCAUUUUUGUCGCCAUGCUUCAGUUGUCCACUGUACAAUGUUGGUAGUUCAGGUUUUCUGCGGUCUAAAAUAGACAGUUGUCCUGAGUGCCAUUCAGAGUACAGCCAAAGAGGAGUGUUAAUUGUUAAUCACUGUCCACUGAUCCC
This is a messenger RNA of Candidula unifasciata, 3117 nucleotides long. The record is from the annotation of a GenBank genome assembly. NCBI's taxonomy places the organism in Eukaryota, Metazoa, Mollusca, Gastropoda, Stylommatophora, Geomitridae.